UGCAGCUAAUAGAAACUGGUAGUGUUAUGCACUUUGUAGUGAAAUCAGCAUACAGUUUAAAUAACGUACUAUGAGCCAAGGUCGAAACUCGGAGGAAGUGGUGCACGUGAAUUUACUGUUCUUUGCCAAAUCACGCGAAUUGCGUUGUCUAUCAUCCGCGACAGUAUAAUCAUUGCACACAACGAACAGUACUGUGAAGAUUUGACUAAACCAAUUAAGGUAGCGGACGGUGACGAAAUCGCAGUGAUUCCACCCAUUGCUGGAGGAUAAAUCUUUGGUUAAGAUGAACUAUCUUAAGCUCACGUACGAUAAACUGGACGUGGGAGAAAUCAAUGACCUGGUAGCACAUGAGAGCUGUGGAGCGAUAUCAUUAUUCGUUGGAACAACCAGGGACAAUUUCGAUGGCAAAAAAGUGGUUUUAUUGGAGUAUGAAGCGUAUGAUGCAAUGGCAAUUAAGUCAAUGAACCAAAUAUGCGAGGAAAUGCGUGAACAUUGGCCUGAUAUCAGAAAUAUUGGAAUUCACCAUCGCCUGGGAACGGUUCCUGUCAAAGAGGCAUCAGUCGUGAUAGCCGUUAGUUCGCCACAUCGCAAGUCCAGUCUAGAAGCAGUUCACUUCGCCAUCGAUAAGCUGAAAACGGGUGUACCUGUGUGGAAAAAGGAAAAGUACGCAGAUGGAGAAGGCUCUGAAUGGAAGGAGAACAAAGAAUGCAGCUGGUCAACAAGUCAUAAAAACAAACACUGACACUGUGUACAAACCAUUCAGGGUUAUAUGUAGAUGAAUGAAUAGUUAAAAUUGCGGAAUAGUCUAUUGGGAAUUUUUAGCAUGGAAAAAGUUGACCAUCACUCAGCAGAAUGAUACGGUGCAAUACGCAAAUAUUGUUAAACAAACAAAUAAAUAUAUAUUGAUGUUUUUAUUUGGAA
Armigeres subalbatus is the source of this 921-nucleotide messenger RNA. RefSeq names its product molybdopterin synthase catalytic subunit 1. Gene Ontology annotation, biological process: Mo-molybdopterin cofactor biosynthetic process. Gene Ontology annotation, molecular function: molybdopterin synthase activity. Gene Ontology annotation, cellular component: cytosol. Bases 284 to 742 code for a protein of 152 amino acids. The transcript is spliced from 3 exons. Lineage: Eukaryota; Metazoa; Arthropoda; Insecta; Diptera; Culicidae. The record is from RefSeq and is a predicted model, not a curated record.